AGCGCCCGCCCCGCGGCCCGCACUUCCGCCGCGCGGGAUCUGCGUCCGGGACGGCGCGGCCGUUGCGUGGAGACGCCGCCAUGGAGGCCGCGGCCGACAGGAAGAGGCAGCGGGAGGAGGCGUCGGACGCGUCGGGCCUGUCCGGGGAGGACGACGACGACUAUGUGCCCUACGUGCCCGUCAAGCAGCGCAAGCAGCAGAUGCUGCAGAAGCUGCUGCAGAUGCGGCGGAAGGUGGUGUCAGAAGAGGAGCAGCGGGACAGUGGGAGCGAGCAGCGGGGCGACGAGGACGAUAUCCCCCUGGGGCCCCAGUCCAACAUCAGCCUCUUGGAUCAGCACCAGCACCUCAAAGAGAAGGCGGAAGCUCGGAAGGAAUCAGCUAAGGAGAAGCAGCUGAAAGAGGAAGAGAAGAUCCUGGAGAGUGUGGCAGAGGGCCGAGCUUUGAUGUCGGUGAAGGAGAUGGCAAAGGGCAUCACGUACGAUGAUCCUAUUAAAACCAGCUGGAGAGCGCCUCGUUACAUCCUGGGCAUGUCAGAGGCACGACACGAUCGUGUGCGCAAGAAGUACCACAUCCUCGUGGAGGGAGAGGGCAUCCCCCCUCCCAUCAAGAGCUUCAAGGAGAUGAAGUUUCCAGCAGCUGUCCUGAGGGGCCUGAAGAAAAAAGGCAUCCAGCAGCCAACGCCCAUACAGAUCCAAGGCAUCCCCACGAUCCUCUCAGGAAGGGAUAUGAUUGGCAUCGCGUUCACUGGCUCUGGGAAGACCUUGGUGUUCACGCUUCCCGUUAUCAUGUUCUGCCUGGAACAGGAGAAGAGACUGCCGUUUUCCAAGCGAGAGGGCCCCUAUGGACUCAUCAUCUGUCCUUCUCGGGAGCUGGCCCGGCAGACCCAUGGCAUCAUAGAAUACUACUGCCGCCUGCUGCAGGAGGAUGGGCUGCCCCCGCUGCGCUGUGCCCUCUGCAUUGGGGGCAUGUCUGUCAAGGAGCAGAUGGAGACGAUCAAACAUGGUGUACACAUGAUGGUGGCAACCCCUGGCCGCCUCAUGGACUUGCUGCAGAAGAAGAUGGUGAGCUUGGACAUCUGCCGGUACUUGGCCUUGGAUGAGGCUGACAGGAUGAUUGAUAUGGGCUUUGAGGGGGACAUCCGUACCAUCUUCUCCUACUUCAAGGGCCAGCGGCAGACCCUUCUCUUCAGCGCCACAAUGCCCAAGAAGAUCCAGAACUUUGCCAAGAGCGCCUUGGUGAAGCCCAUCACUAUCAACGUUGGGCGAGCAGGUGCUGCCAGCCUGGACGUCGUGCAGGAAGUGGAGUAUGUGAAGGAGGAGGCCAAGAUGGUGUACCUGCUCGAGUGCCUGCAGAAGACCCCGCCACCUGUGCUGAUCUUUGCGGAGAAGAAGGCGGAUGUUGAUGCGAUCCAUGAGUACCUGCUGCUCAAGGGUGUGGAAGCUGUGGCCAUCCAUGGAGGGAAAGAUCAGGAGGAGCGGACAAAAGCCAUCGAGGCCUUCCGGGAUGGGAAGAAGGAUGUCCUGGUUGCCACUGACGUAGCUUCCAAGGGCCUGGACUUCCCAGCUAUCCAGCAUGUCAUCAACUACGACAUGCCAGAGGAGAUCGAGAACUACGUUCACCGCAUUGGGCGUACGGGCCGUUCAGGCAACACUGGCAUUGCUACCACUUUCAUCAACAAGGCCUGCGAUGAGUCGGUGCUCAUGGAUCUCAAGGCUCUGCUCCUGGAGGCGAAGCAGAAGGUGCCUCCUGUGCUCCAGGUGCUGCACUGUGGGGAUGAGACCAUGCUGGACAUCGGAGGCGAACGGGGCUGCGCCUUCUGCGGCGGCCUGGGCCAUCGCAUCACCGACUGCCCCAAGCUGGAGGCAAUGCAGACGAAGCAAGUCAGCAACAUCGGCCGCAAGGACUACCUGGCCCACAGCUCCAUGGACUUCUAGCCUGGGGACGAUGCUGCCCAGCGCUGCCUCCACCCAGGCUGAGAGAGAGGGCUGUGCUUUGGCUCCCUUUGGGCCAACUGCGCUGCCCCAGCUGCCCUCACUUCCCAAAGCCCAGACCAGCCCUGGACUGCAGCCCUGUGCUGCACUGCUGUGGCCCCUUUUCCAGGCAUUAGGCCACUAGGACUGCUGCCAGCUCAGCCUGCUGAAGCUCCCGCCCUAGGAGGAAACGUGAGGAGCUGUGCUGCAACAGCCCGUUACAUCAGCAGUGUGUUAACAUGAAGCAUUGGGCAAGCAGGUAGUGGUGCCUGGGGGGUAGCUGCUCUGCAGCCAGCUGCCUGCGGUCUCUACUCAGCUUCUCCGUGGUGGCACAGCUGGGUUCUUAUGUUGCUUCCCUCCAAAGCCCCUGGAUUCCUCUGGGACUGUUCUCCCCAGCUCAGAUUGUGCAUCCUCAGCUGGUGGCUGCCUCUUUCUGCUGUUCUCUGGCCAGGGCAGUUUCUUUUAACCCCAACUGUGCCCUGAUGCAGCCAGGGCUGGGCAGAGCAUGCUGUGCUCAUGUCAGG
Molecule: messenger RNA, 2494 nt
Organism: Dromaius novaehollandiae (emu)
Lineage: Eukaryota; Metazoa; Chordata; Aves; Casuariiformes; Dromaiidae
Gene: DDX41
Product: DEAD-box helicase 41
Exons: 17
Coding region: 81-1934 (617 amino acids)
Biological process (GO): mRNA splicing, via spliceosome
Cellular component (GO): spliceosomal complex
Molecular function (GO): RNA helicase activity; RNA binding; ATP binding
Source: RefSeq, a predicted model, not a curated record